AUGAAGAAAAUUGUUUCAGAUGAGUCGAGCUUGAAGCAUUCACAUGAAGACGAGGCUGCUAAUCUAUCGCACACAUUUAAAUACUUAUUUGCUACGCAGUUCUUGUCAAGAGGAAUCCCUUUCAUAUUUAAUUCGUGGAUUGUCAGGCACCUCACCGAAGAAGAAUAUGCGAUGUAUGCUGUGCAAUUCCAUCUGUUUGUCACCUGUGUCUUGUUCCUCAGUCGAGAAGGAUUUUGGCGAGCAUGCAUGAGAGCAGUUAUAAGAUGUAAUGAUGCGUCAACAACGAGAGAAAAUACAGCAAAACUUUUGAAAGUUGCCUGGCUGACAUUUCCUUUAGGAAUAAUUAUUACACUUGCAGCAUGUGUAUACGUAUUCUGGUUGAAAGGACUAAGUUAUUCUAGUCCAUAUGCCCAGGGUAUCUUGAUUCACGGUUUUGCAUGUAUACUUGAACUACUAGCGGAACCCUUUUAUAUCUUAUCUCAAAACAUGCUGCUUCUGAGACUGCGGCUGGUUGUUGAAAGUACAGCUACUCUUUCACGUUGUAUAACGACGUAUAUCCUCAUACUGAAGCAAUCUAGCAUGGAGAAAGAAAUUGUAUUUGCCUUGUCUCAAGUAGCAUAUGGAGCUUCAAUAUUCUUGGGUUAUUGGGGAUAUUUUCUUCUUUUUCGUGUAUCUGAAACUUUUGACCUUUUUCCUUUCAGCGUAGGGAACUUGAUGGAUUAUGAUAGGCCACUAGCAAAUAUGUGUAAGCUGUUCACUCUUCAAUCUGUUAGAAAGUUGAUUCUUCAGGAAGGAGAAAAGAUGGUCCUUGUAUGGUUGGAUACACCGUAUAACCAAGCAGUAUAUGGAGUUGUAGAGAAACUAGGGAGCUUAGUGGUUAGGCUGGUGUUUCUUCCAUUCGAAGAAAGUUCAUAUGCUACCUUUGCAAGAUCUGCAUCAGGAGACAAUAAAGAGAAAAGCAGGAAGCUUGGACGGUGUCUUACAGAUGCUCUGAAACUUGUUCUGCUGAUAGGCAUGGUGGUUAUCUCCUUUGGUCCAAGCUAUUCUUACUCUCUCAUCAGAAUAUUGUACGGUAGGAAAUGGAGUGAUGGAGAAGCUUCUACAGCCCUGCAAUAUUAUUGCCUUUAUGUAAUAGUCUUGGCCAUGAAUGGUACAUCUGAAGCAUUUUUGCACGCAGUUGCAACAGAGAAUCAACUCAAGCAAUCAAACAAUUCGUUGGUUGUAUUCUCAUUUGUUUACCUAGUGUUGAAUGUGUUACUUAUAAGAUCAGCUGGAGCAGUGGGGUUGAUCACUGCAAAUUCUUUGAACAUGAUUUUCAGGAUUAUUUAUUCAGCGAGAUUCAUCAGCAAUUAUUUCAAGGAGUCAUCCUCGUUUUCUUUUCGUGAGUGCUUGCCCUCAGGCUGGGAAUAUCUACUAUGUUCAGGGCAUUUGCAAUCUACCGUAAGGAGAGACCAUUUAUCAGCAAAAUUAUUCAUUUUCGCGAGCAUGCUGACUGAAACUUUAGAAGUUUUGAGUUGUCUUGAAGUUCAAAAUCCUGUACAACAUUUUCCUGAGGAAAAGGGAGGAGAUAAUUUGAAUUCUAUCCAUGAUGAGGGUUCAUAUACAAAAUAUUUUCUCUUCUUUAAUUAUAUCGAGUUCAAUGUAACAAAUACAUCGAAUUUUCCGUAUUUACAUUAUGUAUCACUAGUAAAAUUUCACAAAGAAGGGGCAUUUGUAUUGCUUUUCUUUCAUGUAUUUAGAUUCUAG
Molecule: messenger RNA, 1746 nt
Organism: Fraxinus pennsylvanica
Lineage: Eukaryota; Viridiplantae; Streptophyta; Magnoliopsida; Lamiales; Oleaceae
Source: the annotation of a GenBank genome assembly